AUGUCCUGGCAAGGUGAGCAGCUCGAGGCGUCGAGUUUGGAAGAAUACGUUGACACCAGCCUCGUCGGCACUGGUAACAUCGACAAGGCCCUCAUCUGCGACAUCGAGGGCUCAACUGCCUGGGCCGCCUCCGCCGACUUCUCGCUGUCCGCUGAGGAAAGGGCCGCCAUCGCCAAAUCCUUCAACGACAAGUCAGAGCCCAAGAAGGUCAUCUCGGAAGGUGUCAAGGUCAACGGUGUCAAGUACAUGACCAUCGAGGCAAGCGACGACUCGCUCAAGGCGAAGAAGGGAAAAGAGGGCAUCGUCGCUUUCAAGACUACCCAAGCCGUCAUCAUCGCCCACCACCCCGACACCAUCCAGACUCCCAACGCCUUCAACUCCGUAGUUGAGCUCGGCGAGUACCUGAAGAAGCACGGAAUGUAA
Messenger RNA from Alternaria metachromatica, 423 nucleotides. RefSeq lists its product as uncharacterized. The transcript is spliced from 5 exons. Bases 1 to 423 code for a protein of 140 amino acids. Gene Ontology annotation, cellular component: cell cortex. Gene Ontology annotation, molecular function: actin monomer binding. The record is from RefSeq and is a predicted model, not a curated record. NCBI's taxonomy places the organism in Eukaryota, Fungi, Ascomycota, Dothideomycetes, Pleosporales, Pleosporaceae.